AUGGAACCUACACUCGGUCCUAUGUUUGACUGCUUAUCCGGACCAUCACUUCCUCCAGUUACUGGACUGGUAUCGACUUCCAGUCACGGAAGUCUGAUGUCUUGGUCAGCACCGACCACUCCAGCUAAAGACCCCAUUUCCGGGACCGUGCCGAUUAGGCCACGUAAAAACACUGAGAUUCAGACUGUGGAAGCCGUCCCGAGUCGACCAUAUUUCGUGGACCAGGCUGCUGGUUCAGGUCACAACGCGGCACACGCACAGCAAGCGAGAGAGCGUUAUGGGUUUUUGCUCGGACCACUAGGUUCUCGAGCGUUACCCACGGCCCGACACAGCGGGUCAUUUAGACUUUGUCUGGAGGAACCCUACAUUCCGAGCUACAUGGAUCCCUCCAGCGGUCCGGAACCAUGUGUUGUGUGCGGGGACAAUGCAACUGGAUUUCACUAUCGAGCCAUGACUUGCGAAGGUUGCAAGGGAUUCUUUCGACGUUCCAUACAAAAGAAGCUGGUGUACACCUGCAAGUUUCAAGGCCAUUGUUCGGUUUCCGAUAAACAGAACCGCAACAGUUGCCAAAAGUGCCGUUUCGAUCGAUGCAUUCGUGGAGGAAUGGCGAAAGACUUGGUUCUUGAUGAAGAUAAAAGGUUAGCGAAACGCCGUCUGAUCGAAGCCAACCGGGCGCGGAAGCGUGCGGAAGCUGAUACCAUUAAUCCUCCUGGUCCGAUCGCUCUUCAACCGGCUAUGUCUAACUUGGCCACACCUUCUUAUGUGACCCAAGCAUACCUUUCCGAAGUGAACAAUCCGCACGGGAUCAGUCAGCCAAUGCCCAUAGUUCCCAAAGUGGCUGAGAAUGUUCCUCCGAUUCUUUACUCAACGGAACAAUCAAGCCAACCGAUUGACGUUCCCAAUGCUAUGUACUGGUCACAUGUGGUCACUCCAUACCCAAUGCAUCAUGUACCCGCACCUGGUUACGCCACCGCUGUUACUGCAUCUCCUGUUUUCGCUCAGUCGUCGUAUUCAUCUAUCAUACAAACCUACGGAACCCGUGCUUCUGAGCCGACCGGUGGAAAAGAUGAUCCAAACGUCUCUUUCCUCAUGAUUCCUCAACCCACUCCUGCGGUUGAGGCCAAACGAGUGUGUUUCAGUUUAACACCACCACCUCAACCGAUUCCGGUCCCAUGCAGCUCUUCGAAUAUGGCGGUUAGGCCAUUCUUCCAACCGGAACCAGUCAAUCGCUCCCAAACAAUCCAACCGAUACCGGUCACCGUGAGAGAGAAGGCAGAGGCGGUCAAUCGUUGUCCACCAAAACCUAUCAACCGAGUUCAAUCAGCCAACGUGGAAUACACUUGGACUCGUGAGGACGAGACGAUGGUGGAUUCAAUUCGUUUAGCCUAUCGUGAAAUGAUAGUCCCAUCCGAUAAGGGUGUGGCCAAUACGGACGGUGACGAUGCUGAAUCCGCGUUCCAAACCACACCUACCUCGUCCAAUAUCUCCUCAUUGAUCGAACCGAUUAUUGCACGUCUGGUUGCCUUUGCAAAAUUGGUCCCCGGAUUCGGUCUGCUUGGUGCUGACGAUCAGACACGGCUUCUCCGUGGUUGUUGCUUGGAUGUGAUCACUCUGCGUGCGGCUUACAUUCUCAGUUUGAAUGCACGGCAAAAGGGCCUUAUCGAUUUCUUGCCCGUGCCAAACUCGAGUGGAAGUGAUUUGGCCGUGGGUCACAACGCCAACACCAGCAGCAGCACUCUGGUCAUUCCCAAUUCGACCUAUCCUCAACUCGGAUUGUCUGACGCGAAAUGCGCACAGAUGAUCCGUGCAGUAGCCAUGAAACUGGCUCGAUUGGAAAUCGAUCAAACAGAAGUUGCUCUCAUGGCUGCAAUUCUGCUGAUGUCCCCAGGUAGGUGGAUGCUUCAAGUCCCAUGGCCUCAUGGGACUCAUUUUUCAUUUUACCUCUUUUUAUUGAAUAUACAAAGAUACAAUUUUCGGGAAGGGGUCAAUCAAAGGGCUGCCGUUCAAAACAAUGGGGAAAGUCCGGCGUUGGUGGUGGGAUUCGAAUACACAUCCCGGGGUGAUAAUUUGGUGACGUUACCACCGGGUCGCCACUGCCCUACUUGA
Molecule: messenger RNA, 2106 nt
Organism: Echinostoma caproni
Lineage: Eukaryota; Metazoa; Platyhelminthes; Trematoda; Plagiorchiida; Echinostomatidae
Source: the annotation of a GenBank genome assembly